AUGAAGCCCCCCGCACCCGUAUGGAACAAUGCCAGGCGCAGCAAGGGCGCUCCCCAAUCCCAGGGCCAACCUCGAUCUUCAUCAAAUGAGUUCCGAAAUAUAAAGGCACAGUGGGCGAGUGCGAAGGCACUGGCGGAGGAAGAGGAGGCACAGAGGCAACGUCUGUUGGCGGGUGCAGGUUCAGGGACGGCAAACGAUGAGAAGCUUCUGAAGGCAGCGAAGAGGAGAGAUGUGCAGAGGAAUAAACUGAGAGAGAGCUUGUUUAAGAUUCAGCAUGCGGUGGUGUUGGCGGUUUUGGGAUGGUUUUUGUUCAUUCAUUUAGUUGGCAUAUUCUUUUUCACGAAGGGGUUUCUAUUGACGAGGCUGGUGCUGGAGAAUAAAUCCGAAUGCACGGUGUUACCAUUUGCGGGAUCCGUUGCGGAGACCGAGAUAGGGACGGAUUCGCAACUUUCAGGUCGCGGAUGCUGGCAUCCCAAGACCUUCGACAAGGCUAUUGUCAUCGUAAUUGACGCUCUCCGAUAUGAUUUCACAAUCCCCUUCCGACCAACGGUUGAAGGACAGAAACCACAACGCUUCCACAACAACUUCCCAGUCCUGUACGAAACAGCCAGGCAGUCGCCUGAUAAUGCUUUCCUUCUGCCCUUCAUCGCUGAUCCGCCCACCACCACAUUACAGCGCCUCAAAGGCCUGACCACAGGCACCCUGCCGACGUUCAUAGACGCGGGCUCGAAUUUUGCGGGCACCGCCAUCGACGAGGAUAAUUUGAUCGCCCAGCUACAUAAUGCCGGGAAACGAAUCGUACAUUUGGGUGAUGAUACGUGGCAUAAAUUGUUUCCAGGUAUUUUUGAAGCGAACCUGACGCAUGCCUACGAUUCGUUUAAUGUCUGGGACCUACACACUGUCGACAACGGGGUUACGGAACAUCUCUUCCCGCUCUUGAAGGCGGAAAAUGCUACGAAAUGGGACGUUAUUGUUGGCCAUUAUCUUGGCGUCGAUCAUGCAGGUCACCGGUACGGGCCGGAUCAUGCGGCUAUGGCUGCUAAACUGGGCCAGAUGGAUCAACUCAUACGCGAUGUGAUAAGGGAUCUCGAUGAUUCAACCUUGCUUGUUGUUAUGGGGGACCAUGGAAUGGAUGCCAAGGGUGACCACGGCGGUGAGUCAGACGAUGAGGUGGAAGCUGCGUUGUGGAUGUAUUCCAAGCGGGGAGUCUUUGGGCGGACGAACGAUUUGUUUCUCGAACCGCCGCGGACGGCGAAGGAACGUCCCGUACCGCAGAUAGAUCUUGUACCGACACUAGCGUUGCUGUUGGGCACGCCCAUCCCGUUUAACAAUCUCGGUUCCCCGAUUACGGAGGCAUUUUCUGGUGUGGGUGGUCAGGACUUGAAGAACUUGGUUCAUGUCAAUAGGCUUGCUUCUGCGCAGAUUAAGCGGUACCAGCAUUCGUAUGCCACUGCCAGGGGCAUGGAUGAGAGCCAUACGUCUGGGCCGUUGGCGAUCUGGGCGCGUGCAGAGCAGGAGUGGGCUGAUGUAUCUCAGCACCACGAUUCGUAUCGAGAUCGAUCGGCCUUACAAGAUGCGUAUAACUUAUACCGGGAGUACCAGAGAGAUACGUUGCGUGUCUGUCGUGGGCUGUGGGCAAGAUUCGAUGUCCCCAGUAUGAUUCAGGGGAUACUGAUUCUUUUUGCCGGCGUUGUCCUGCUGGUGUUCUAUGCCCGAGGCAUCCGUGGCGACCGCACUGACCUUUCGUUUCCAACGCUUCGACGGAUAGGUGUUGGGUCCGGGCUUGGUAUAUUGGGUGGUAUGAUUUCAACAGGCGUGCGGAUCGUCCCGCUGUCCCGCGUGGAGGCACUCGUGCUUGGAAUUGCGGUGGGAGGAAUAUUUGCGGUCGGAUCAACAUUUUUGUAUCUUCCGAAACGAAUCGCAUCUCCCCUCCCAAGCUCGCUGUGGGCAUGGCUUGCUGUAUUAUUUACGGUGUCCCAGUCUAUAGGGUUCGCGUCGAACUCCUACACUAUCUGGGAAGAUGAAAUACUUUUAUUUUUCUUAACAACCUUUGGCGUCGUAUCUGCCCUUUCUUCGAUAGGUCAGAAGCGUAUGGAGGAUAGAGUUCUGGGGUUAUAUCAUUCCAUCGUCUUCAUUCUGCUGGGGAGAGUAGCAUCCCUCUCCCGCCUCUGUCGGGAGGAACAGAUGCCCUUCUGCGUCUCUACGUACUAUGCCUCAUCAGCCUCAUCGACAUCCGCAUGGUGGCAGCUUUUCAUCCCAUUCUUGCUCGCAUUGAUCCUCCCCUCUGUCAUCCGCUCAUACUACAGGGGUACAAAAUCCUACGAGGGCUCCGCCGUCUUCUGGAUCAGCAUUGCCUUUCGCGUCGGCCUCUGUAUCGUUGCAGUCUUCUGGACCCUCGACGCGGCCGACGACGGUGACUGGUUCCCCUCAAUUUCCAAAACCACCCUGAAAACCACCCGCGUCGUCCUUGCCCAGAUCGUCCUAGCCAUAGCCUUUGCUGCGGGUACCACAACCUUCGCCUGGGCAAAGCCCUGCAUCAGCGUCGCCAUGACUGACUCCACCAACAGUAACCCGGAAGACCCCUUCCUAGAACCCCCGCCAAAGAAAACAGUCGUUACAAUCCUCGGCUACGCUAACGUCUACGGCACCCGCUACGCGUUACUACUCAUCAACUUCUCUCUAGCGAUAAUCCUUCUCCAAAAACCCAUGGGUGGCGGUGCCAUUGGUCUUCAAACAUGGCAAAUCCUGUCCCUGCUCGAGAUCCUCGAUACAAACGGACUGACAACGAGCAACACGGCCCUCGGGCCGAUCGUGCUAGGCUUACUGGGAUCCUUCCACUACUUCGCCACUGGACACCAGGCAACUCUCAGCAGCAUACAGUGGGAGAGUGCCUUUGUACCGCUCACGACAAUCAAGUAUCCCUGGUCCCCAUUGCUUGUCAUCCUGAAUACCUUUGGUGCACAGAUCCUCUCCGCGAUCGCCGUCCCGCUAACCGUGCUUUGGAAACGACCCGUCGAUUCAUGGGGCGGUCCGCUGUCCUCAUUGCAGCCACUGUCACGGUCGCAGACUCAGACUCGGGGACCAAAGCAGCUUCAAAAUGGCAUGAGCCGUCUCCUCUCGGAUGUUGCACAGGCGGCUGCUACGCAUAUCUUGUAUUAUGCCACGAUUAACUUGGCAACGACGAUGUGGGCGGCUUGGUUGCGUAGACAUCUGAUGCUGUAUCGGAUCUUUAGCCCGAGGUUUAUGAUGGGAGCAGUGGUGUUGGGGGUUGUGGACGUGGUGGUUUUGUUUGUUUCGGUGGCUGGGGUCAGGUGGAGUACGAUUAGUGUUGGGGAUGUGUUUGGAUGGAGCUAG
Paracoccidioides brasiliensis Pb18 is the source of this 3354-nucleotide messenger RNA. Its product is annotated as mannose-ethanolamine phosphotransferase GPI13. Gene Ontology annotation, molecular function: mannose-ethanolamine phosphotransferase activity. The coding region runs from base 1 to 3354 and encodes 1117 amino acids. The record is from RefSeq and is a predicted model, not a curated record. Gene Ontology annotation, biological process: GPI anchor biosynthetic process. The transcript has 2 exons. Gene Ontology annotation, cellular component: endoplasmic reticulum membrane.